This is a messenger RNA of Sander lucioperca (pikeperch), 3068 nucleotides long. It is a transcript of the gene ptger2a, whose product is annotated as prostaglandin E receptor 2a (subtype EP2). Lineage: Eukaryota; Metazoa; Chordata; Actinopteri; Perciformes; Percidae. The transcript is spliced from 4 exons. Gene Ontology annotation, cellular component: plasma membrane. The record is from RefSeq and is a predicted model, not a curated record. Gene Ontology annotation, molecular function: prostaglandin E receptor activity. Bases 475 to 1584 code for a protein of 369 amino acids. Gene Ontology annotation, biological process: inflammatory response; positive regulation of cytosolic calcium ion concentration; cellular response to prostaglandin E stimulus.
CCCGGGCCCAUCCAUCCCUACCUCACAGUCCCGCGCGCCUCGCCCUCACCAUACCUCAACUUAACUUAACCAGAGCGGCUUUAUAAGUGAAACAAACGAUACAUACGGAUAUAUUGGACUGUAAAACACGGACAUAAAGUCUACACUACGGGGAGCAAGUUAUGAAAUAGCUAACACCGCAACUGACGCAAAAAUCUGCGUUCAUCUUCUACAAAACACAAAGAGCCGUCCACGGACCCAACACCUGGACACAUCUGUCAGAGCUCUCUUCUGCGUUUUGAGGAAGACACCGAUUCAGUGACAUUUGGAGCCCUAACCUUCAGGCAUUACCUGAACGGAGACGCCGUGCACUAAACAGAGCAAGUAGGAUGGCUGCAGACAACUUUUUAAGGACAGGUUUCUGACUCUUUUUUUUUUUUUUUUUUUGAAGCAGAGACAUUUUUUCGAAUGAAAUCCAGCCAGUCUUGAGCAACGAUGGAACCAGAUCAUAACACAUGUCGCAGCGAUGCCCACAUCAAACCCACCGAGAGCCCGAGCCCGCUGAUCAGUGCCAUCAUGUUUGCCGCAGGCAUCUUUGGUAACGUGGCUGCCCUGGUGAUACUGGAAAUCCGGCGACGUAGAGACACUAGGAUCGGAGAAACAAGGCGACGUUCGCUGUUUCACGUCCUCAUCAAAUCACUGGUGGUCACGGACCUGGCAGGGACCUGCCUGACCAGUCCGCUGGUGCAGCUGUCAUAUUCACGCAACACUACCUUGGUGGGGUUGUCGCCCAACUCUCACAGCGUGUGUUCAUACUUUGGUGUCAGCAUAACCUUCUUCAGCCUGGCCACCAUGUCGCUUCUCUUCUCUAUGGCACUAGAGAGGUGCUUUGCCAUUGGGUACCCCUACCUGUACAGCCGUUAUGUCACCAUGAAAUGUGCCUAUAUCACAAUCCCGGUGCUGUUUGUGUUAUGCAUGUUAUUCUGUCUCCUCCCUUUUGCGGGAUUUGGAGAAUAUGUACAAUACUGCCCUGGCACGUGGUGCUUCAUUGAAAUGAACCCUAAGAAAUUGGAGGACCAGGUCUACGCCAACCUCUACGCCACUCUGAUGCUAGUGCUGGUGCUGGCCAUAGUGGUGUGCAACGGGUUUGUGGUGUACCAGCUGUUCAGGAUGUACCAACGGCGGAGGAGGAACGGUGCCUCGAUGAUGGCGACCAAGAGAUCCAACAGCGAGCGCAGGGCGAUGUCCAUGGCUGAGGAGGUGGAGCAUCUCAUCCUGCUGGUCUUCAUGACCAUCAUCUUCAUCAUCUGCACAAUGCCUCUGGUGAUCCGGGUGUACAUCAACUCCAUAACGGACCCCAAGGAGUCCAAUCUGGACCUGAUUGCCUUGCGCUUCAUCUCCAUUAACUCCAUCAUCGACCCCUGGGUCUUUAUCUUCCUCUCCCCCAGCGUGCUGCACUUUUGCUGGGCUUCGGUUUGCCGGGCCACCCUGGAAACCUCCAGGGGUUCCAUUUUUAAAUUAUCGAUUGCCAAAGGGAAUUCUCCGGCUAACCUUGAACUGUCUCACCCACCCGUGGUGCAUUUUCACUCUGUGGAAACUCUAUGACCAUAACAGUAGUUUAUUAUUUCAUAUUUAUUGUUCACUGAAUUGGAUAGCGUGCUCUCCUUAGUGAUCACAUGAAGCGGAGAGGUUUCGUGGGCCACGACAUCCCUCUCAUGUGGGUAGGGUUUAUCAAUUUAUAUGAAUGUAUUUCCAUUAGCUCAUGGCCCUUUCUGUCUAACUGACAAACAUUUUAACCAGUUCUAUCAGCUGGUGGGCGCCUCUUGCCAUUUACUGGGUGUUUCCAUUCACUCCUAGCAUUUCAGCUAAGUGUAUGCAUGUGGAAUGCAUACCGACUUCUCUACAGCAUCAGGGCUCGACAUUAACGCUUUGCAAGGGCAAGUAAAGUCUGUGUUCGGGCAAGUGGAAUGCCUCAUGCAGCUGUCCGAUCGGUCAAGUGAAAAAUAAAUGUAAUCUUGUGAGUGAGAGCCGCAGCUUUUCGAGCUAACCCAGUAGAGCAAAAAGGCCAAAAAUUCAAACCUUUUAUUGAACAACUGUCGCUAAUGUAUACAGUUGUAUCACAAAUAGUUGUUUUUUUUUUGUUUAAAAGGGAAGAUGGGUGUAAGAAUAUUUCCUUUUACAUUUUGUAAGUUUAUAUCAGCAGUCGCUGGUUGAAAAAUUGACAUGGUAGAGCAACAUCACAAGUUGAUAUUUGUGUCAUUUAAAUUUAGUUUUAUUAGUCAUAACGUUUUUAAAAAAUACAGCCCCUCAUUUGCCACAUAAUAUUAGUGUAUGUCUAGUAUUGUACUUGUCAGUGUUCUUAUAUCAUUCUGGAUAGAUAAAGGCUUUCUUAAGACCCACGUUGAUCAUCUCAAGGAUUCUCGUGAUAAAAGCAAAGGUCAAAAACACUGCACAUAAUAGGUGAAAAAGCCAGAGGCCCAGAAGCCCCUGUUCAUCCAGUAAUUGAAAGAAUCCACUAGAAUUGCCCAAGCUAUUUAAUUACUACAGGUUAAUUGUAUGUUUUGUACAUUAAUAAAUUAUAAUAAUUGUCCAAUUCCCUGAUUUCAUUUAUUUUUAACUGGCCUAAAUUUUCCAUUUCAGACAAGAAAGUUUAGCUAUCGGGCAAGUAAGACAUCUCAAGCAGGUGGCUGAAAAAACUUAAUGUCAAGCCUUGAGCUGUGUAUUUCAAGUGUGAAAGCUCAACAUUUUGCCUCCUUUGCUGCUUAUGUUUUAUGCCAAUUAAAUUAAUGAAAUGAAAAACGCUGCUGAUGGGAGCUAGAGAAAGAAAUACUUAAUUCUGUGAUGACCUGGAAUAGUGCUUUUGUCUACAUUGUAUUAAGACAAAGAAGUUUGGUUGAGAAGCUUGUGCAUGGAGAUGUGACAGAAUGCAACAUACUAAAGAUAUUCAUCUAUCAAGAAAGGAGGUUACCAAUGACUUAACCCUUGUGUUGACUUUGGGUCUCUGAUUCUCUGAUUCAAAUGCUGCUUUCCAAACAGUUGUUACUGGGCCACCAACAUUAACAUGUGAUUGUAUAAAGCAGUCAAAAAAA